AUGGCUAUCGGAGAGUGGACAGAAGUCCGGCAAAGAAGAAGAAGACACCAGGAAGAUCAUAACUUAACCAAGAGCAUGGCAACAUCAUUCUUUUUCCAAAACUUUCCUGAAGAUUGGGACGAGAAGGCUCUGUGGCAAACAUUCCAAAGGUACGGAACAAUAGUGGAUCUCUACCUAGCCAGGAAGAGGAAUAUCAAGAACAAGAGGUUUGGUUUCGUUAGAUUCAUUAGAAUAGAGAAUAUCUCAGAAUUUGAAAGAAAACUAAACGGAAUCUGGAUAGGAAACUACAAGCUAAGAGUCAAUUUAGCUAGAUUCCAACGUAAAAGCACAGCAAACCUCCGCUCUACUAUGCCCCCCAACGGUCACGGUCAAACUAAGCAACCCUAUGGCUACCCCCAUCUUCACUCAUUCCAACCCAAUAAUCAAGAUGCACAGAAGUGUACCAAAAGCUAUGCAGAGGUGGUUGCAGGAGAUAAACUGCCAAAAGAAACUACAAAUCCAACCCCAAUCAGGAUGACAUCCUUUGAGGAAACGAGAGAAUUCAUGAAACGGGCACUAGUUGGCAAAGUGGAAAAUUUCCAAGCUCUAAUGAAUGUGAGAGCUUUUCCGGAGGUUGAAGAAUGCCCUACUGUAGUAAUGAGAUAUUUGGGAGGAUUAAAAAUGCUCGUGGAAUUCGAAAGUGAAGCUGCAAAGUCCAAGUUCUUAGUGGACGGAAGGCAAAUCUGGAAACCUUGGUUCAAGACGAUGUAUAAUUGGAACCCAAAAGAAAAUUUUAACGUAAGAAUAGCUUCCAUAAUGAUUUUCGGAGUCCCUCAACAUGCAUGGUGUGAGGAAGCUUUCUCGGUCAUUGCAAGAAAAUGGGGCACUGUAAUAAUACCGGAGGAAUGUGCAACUGAUAAUCCAAGUAUGGUGUUUGGUCGGGUAGGGAUCCUAACAUCGCACCCAAAUCUAAUCAACCAGUCAAUAACUAUCUCGGUGGAUGAAUCUCCUUUCUCCAUAACAGUUUUGGAAGACCUCCUUGAGUCUACAAGGCUAAGUCCGGUGGUUGCUAGCAAUGAGUUCGCCCUCAGUCCUAACUCAAGCCCUAAGUGGUUCGAGAACCCGUAUUGGGAGGACCUCCAUGAGUCGAGCGUCGAAGACAUCGCAGAAGAAGGAGAAAUCAAUAGCUCUGAUGACGAAGACUUCGUCUGCUCCCCAGUUCAGGAUACUAACAAUAGGUUCCUCUCAAAGUCGCCGGUGAUACACUCUCGGGAAGAUAAAGAAAAGUCUCCGGUGAACAAUAACUGCUCUCACAACUCCCAAGGUUCUCCGCGUAAUCCAAGAAGCCCGGAUGCGGCUAGAGAGGAAAACAAGGAGCCGCUUGAUCACAUGGGGAAUUUCUCUCCUCAGUCGCUCCAAAAUUCGGGUUCGCUCCAAAAUAAUACAACAAUUGGAAAAGAAGCCCAAUCCAAGUCUCCUAAUGGCCCAACUCAAGAAGGAUCCACAUCCUUAAUUAGCCCAAGACAAAAAUCGCCAGUCGGGAUCGAGAAAUCAAACACCGAGGACGAAGUGUCACAGACAAUUGAAAUCGGAGAAAGGAUUGGUUUUCAAGUGCAAGGAGGGGUUGGUUGUGAGGUAAAACGAGAUUGGAUCAAGAAUAUUAGGAGAGACAAUAAAGUUUUUCUCUUAGGUCUACAGGAAACAAAAUUAGUGGAGAUUAAAGGGUGUCUUGACAGAUCCAUAUGGGGUGAUUCCAACUUUCAAUGUGAAGUUUCUGAUCCUGUUGGUCUCUCGGGUGGUAUCGCAACAAUUUGGAACCCCAAUCAAUUCAAAUUAUCUGAGGCUAUCUUCGGAUAUGGCUAUCUGUUAACCAAAGGGGAAUGGAUCCCAUCCAAAACAGAAUACUCUUUCGUAAACGUGUAUGCCCCAAACGACCCUGGUCGUAGGAAACUCUUAUGGGCUGAGUUAGAAAAUAUCCUGAACGCACAUAGCAAUUCCAGGUGGGUGAUUUUUGGCGAUUUCAACGAAGUUCGCUCAGAAUGUGAAAGGCUAGGUUCAAGUUUCUGCAUUUCAUCAGCAAAUCACUUCAACAACUUUAUCUCAAAUGCAGGUCUGAUUGACCUCCAAAUGGGGGGUAGGCGUUUCACAUACAUGAGCUCCGAUGGCGGUAAACAUAGUAAGCUGGACCGGUUCUUAGUCUCCUACAAUACCAUCUACGAGUGGCCCCAUCUGCAGGUCACCGUACUCCCCCGCCUCUAUUCCGAUCACUGCCCAAUCCUGCUCUCUUCACCAAUAUGUGACUAUGGCCCGCCCCCAUUCCGUUUUUUCAACUCAUGGCUUCAAGAUGAAUCUCUUGAUAAGGUUGUAGUUGUAGGUUGGACUUUCGAACCUUCAAUAAGAUUUUUCGCAUCUCUCUCCCCUAUAUCUGUUGUUGCUGGUAAAUUGAAGAACACAAAGGGCAAAAUAAAAGAUUGGAGGAAAUCAAAAAAUGUAGAGGCCAACAUGAAGCGUCAGGAUCUUAUAGAAAAAAUAAAUAAAAUCGAUUUAGAGGCAGAAGGUGGUGUGGCUAAUCCAAAUUUGAUGGAGCUAAGAAAGCACCUUCAUAAAGAAUUGUUGGAAAUUGAAUCCAAGAGGAUCAGCGACCUCAAGCAAAAGGCGAGAUGUAAAUGGGCCCUGGAAGGAGAUGAAAAUUCAGAGGGGGGCUUCAAUGCUCCAUCAAGGGCAAGGAGAAAAGGUUUUUGCUCGGGCACCAUUGUAAAUCUGCAUUCCGACCUAUCAAAACUCGGUAUUGACCUUAAAAAUCUGUUCUCGAUCCAAAGUGAAGGCAGGUUCUGGAAGCUGGGGUUCUCAGGAAUAUUCACAGUAGCCUCUCUGAGAACACAUAUAGAUAACAAUAUCCUGCCAAAAUCAAGCAACUGUUGGAUCUGGAACCACUUGGUUCCCCGAAAAGUAAACAUUUUAGCUUGGAGAGUUAAUCACGGUAGAUUACCAACCAAAGAGAAUUUGUUUAAUUUAGGAAUCGGUUCCAACCCUCUUUGCACCCUAUGCAAUCAGCAUGCCGAAUCCGAGAGUCAUCUAUUCACUACUUGCGCAGUUUCAUUAAAAGUAUGGAGUGAAGUUGCAACUUGGUGGCAUCGGUUUCCACCAGGUUUCCAGUCGGUUAAAGAUCUUCUCCACUGCAAAGCAAAUGUUCAAUCUAAUGGCGAUUUCGGUUUAAUUCAUGAAGCUGUGGCUUUGGUCUUUAUCUGGGUUAUUUGGAGCUUUAGAAACAAAAUGGCUUAUUCAGACAAGCACAUCUCUCCUUCCUGUCUCAUAAACGAUAUCCAGACCUUAUCGUAUUUAUGGAUAAAAGUUAGACAUAAAUCUAAGAAGCUUAGAUGGUUAGAAUGGUGCUGUAACCCAAUCCAAGAAGCUGGCCUGAAUUAA
Messenger RNA from Lactuca saligna, 3405 nucleotides. The record is from the annotation of a GenBank genome assembly. Lineage: Eukaryota; Viridiplantae; Streptophyta; Magnoliopsida; Asterales; Asteraceae.